AUGUUUGCUCAUGCUCUGCGUGGAGUCGAGACCUAUUUCACCGUGGCCAUGGAGGACUCUUAUGAGUCCAAGAUAACCCACGAAGAUUUUGAGCCCGAGACCGUCUUCCACGAGAUUGCCACCCUCGCAAACCAGCUAUCCGAUUUAUUUAAAACCGAACUCACCCCUCGCCAAGAAGCGGGAUUUGAGAACCAUAUCCUGCACUCCCUUGCGUUGAUGGUGCAUGGCUCAAACAAAAUUGAGAAGGCUGGUAGUAGCUCAGAUAUCACUCUCGAGCUCUGUGUUGCGGUCUUCCGUGGCGAAGAAAUCCCCGAAGAGAUCGAAGAGCAAGACCAAGAGUACUUGCCUCUUAAGAAGAGUCUGAUCAGCCAACACCUUCCUGCAGACAUUUCGGAUGUCCUACGCAGUCGCCGAGAGGUUGUGCAACAUGCAAAAGCUGCAAAAUUUACGAUGGACCAGUUGUGCAUCCGUGGCCAGAAUCUUAGCGAACAAAUCAUCCUCGAAGCCCACCGGAUUCUGACCUAUAAAGUGGACGCCGAGACUACCCCCUGGAUGGAGUAUAGUGGUGUUUAUCGAUCACAUGAAGUUAGUGUGGGCCUACAUGCGUUCCCUCAUCCCUCACUGGUUCCAUCCAAAAUGCAGUCCAUGUUUUGCGAGCUUAAGCGCGAUUUGAAAGAAGUUACAAGAAAUGGGACGAUCGACCCUAUCGCCUUGGCUUCGAAGUAUGCACACAUUUUCGUGAAUAUCCAUCCAUUCAUUGACGGCAAUGGCCGAAUGUGCCGUUUGAUUCUCAACUCGAUCCUACUGAAAUUUGGGGCUUUCAUUGCUUGUAUCGGGGUAGACGAAGAUGACCGGUCAAUCUAUGGGGAUGUUGCUGUUAACGGAGGAGCUCUUGAAGAUUUGUAUGAAGAUGCCGAAGAAGAGGAAAAGCCUAAGUUGUAUAAAGAACUGGCUAGUUAUGUCUUGGCUCAUGUGAAGAAGAGUAUGACUGUGUUGGUUAGUGCUGUGGUCAAUGAAGUUUAG
Messenger RNA from Penicillium crustosum, 1023 nucleotides. RefSeq names its product Fic family protein. The transcript has a single exon. Bases 1 to 1023 code for a protein of 340 amino acids. NCBI's taxonomy places the organism in Eukaryota, Fungi, Ascomycota, Eurotiomycetes, Eurotiales, Aspergillaceae. The record is from RefSeq and is a predicted model, not a curated record.